CCUCGCUAAUUAUAUUAAGCCUAAGGACCACCAGACCACUGCUUUGCGGCCGCCAUUAGAGCUCCUCUCAAACCAGCUUCUCUCGGAAGAAAGAGAAGCGGGAAAAGAGAUAGAGAGAGCGAGAGAGAUGGCGGAGCAGAACGGAAAGGCUGCCACCGGCGGUGCGGCCGUGGUGGUGGAGGUCAAUAACCUACGGUUCACCUACCCCGGGAUCGACGGGCAUCCGCCGCCGGGUUCAAAGCCCAUCAUCGAUGACUUCUCCCUCUCCCUUCGCGCUGGAGACCGCUGCCUCCUUGUCGGAUCCAAUGGAGCAGGGAAGACGACGAUACUGAAGAUAUUAGGGGGGAAGCACAUGGUGGAGCCGGAGAUGGUUCGGGUGUUGGGGCGGUCGGCCUUCCACGACACCGCUCUCACCUCCUCUGGCGAUCUUUCCUACCUGGGUGGAGAGUGGAGGCGAGAUGUUGCUUUUGCUGGUUUUGAGGUCACGAUACAGAUGGAUGUUUCGGCUCAGAAGAUGAUAUAUGGAGUUUCUGGCAUUGAUCCUCAAAGGAGAGAGGAAUUGAUUAAGGUUUUAGAUAUUGAUCUCUCAUGGAGAAUGCAUAAAGCAUCAGAUGGUCAAAGAAGACGAGUUCAAAUUUGCAUGGGCCUUCUUAGACCAUUUAAGGUCCUUCUUCUGGAUGAGAUUACUGUUGACCUAGAUGUUCUGGCAAGGGCCAAUCUUUUGAGAUAUCUUAAGAAGGAAUGUGCAGAACGAGGAGCAACAAUUAUUUAUGCAACGCAUAUUUUUGAUGGUCUUGAAGAUUGGCCAUCACAUAUUGUAUAUGUUGCACAUGGAAAAUUGCAGUUGGCAUUGCCUUGGGAAAAAGUGAAAGCAAUGAGUAAUUUAUCUCUAAUGAGAACAGUGGAAAGUUGGCUUAGGAAAGAGAGGGAUGAGGAUAGGAAGAGAAGAAGGGAAAGGAAGGAGAAAGGUCUUCCAGAACAUGAUAAGUCAGUUGAAGGCAGCAGGGUUGUAGGAGACCCUGCUCGAAGUGCAGUUCGAGUUAUGAACAAUGGUUGGGCUGCUGGGAGACUGCAUUCCACCAUAGCAGGCGAGGAAAAUUUCUUCUUCAGUUCAAAUCGUGUUCUCAGGCAAUGAUGAUAGGCAUGCUUCUUUUAUUCUCUUUUUAUGUGAAAAUUUAUUUAUCUAUUAUUCAUUUGACAAACAAUGUUAUACCAAGUCUAGGUCCCAAAAUUUUAGCCCUUCAUAAAUCAGAAAGAUGGCCUCUUUAUAUUCAAGAAAUAAGUAAUCCAAUAUUAAAGUAUUUGAGAUGCAAA
This is a messenger RNA of Elaeis guineensis (African oil palm), 1314 nucleotides long. NCBI's taxonomy places the organism in Eukaryota, Viridiplantae, Streptophyta, Magnoliopsida, Arecales, Arecaceae. The record is from RefSeq and is a predicted model, not a curated record.